Molecule: messenger RNA, 1551 nt
Organism: Equus quagga
Lineage: Eukaryota; Metazoa; Chordata; Mammalia; Perissodactyla; Equidae
Gene: KLK7
Product: kallikrein related peptidase 7
Exons: 6
Coding region: 127-900 (257 amino acids)
Biological process (GO): positive regulation of antibacterial peptide production; proteolysis
Molecular function (GO): serine-type endopeptidase activity
Source: RefSeq, a predicted model, not a curated record
GCACAGGGCAAGAGACACUUGGCUCCCGGUCAGUCUGGAGCCCAAGUCAGAUUAGACCCUCCUGAGUCUCAGCAGAAGAGACCCUUCCUCUGCCCGGCAGCCCCAAGAGACUCAAGAGAAGCCACCAUGGCAGGAUCCCUUCUCCCCGCUAUGCUGAUCCUACUACUGUCCUUAGCCCUGAGAUCUGCUGGACAAGAAGAUGAAUGUAACAGGAACGGGGACAAGAUUAUUGAAGGACACGCAUGUCCAAAAGGCUCCCAGCCCUGGCAGGUGGCCCUGCUCAGGGGCCAUCAGCUCCACUGUGGAGGCGUGCUGCUCAACGAGCUGUGGGUGCUCACGGCCGCCCACUGCAUGAUGAAUGAGUACAACGUGCACAUGGGCAGUGAACGGUUGGGUGAUCGGUCAGCCCAGAAGAUCAGGGCCACAAGGUCAUUCCGCCAUCCCAGCUACUCCACUCAGACCCAUGUGAAUGACAUCAUGCUUGUGAAGUUAAAUAGCAGGGCAAGACUGUCAGCAACUGUGAAGAAAGUCAACCUGCCCUCCAGCUGUGCACCCCCUGGGACCACAUGUACCGUUUCUGGCUGGGGCACCACCACCAGCCCUGAUGUGACCUUUCCAUCGGAGCUCAUGUGCACCGAUGUCAAGCUCAUCUCCUCCGAGGACUGCAAGAAGGUUUAUAAGGACCUGCUGGGCAAUUCUAUGCUGUGUGCUGGCAUUCCCGACUCCAAGACCAACGCUUGCAAUGGUGACUCAGGGGGACCACUGAUGUGCAAAGGGACCCUGCAAGGCCUGGUGUCCUGGGGAACUUUCCCCUGCGGCCAACCCAAUGACCCAGGUGUCUACACCCAAGUCUGCAAGUAUGUCAAUUGGAUAAAGGAGACCAUGAGAAAGCAUCACUAAUCUCUCCACACUCGAAUCUCUCCACCUCUACACCCUGAACAAGAAAUUCACAGAAAUAAGGGCGUUGAUGACCUACAGUCAUAUCUGACGUUGCCUCUCCUCAAAGACAUAUUAGAACCUCAACAGUAUCCCAAUUAAAUUAGCAAGGACAUAAAACCAGAACAAGAAACACAAAGACCUCAGCGCUGGUUAAGAUGCUCUAAGACCAGCAGCCUCCACCACCGGAAUUGGAAAUCAUACAACUUCUGUGGUAGGCCGCUUGGCAGGGUGAAUCGAAACCUUUGUUCACCACCUUUGACCCAGUAAUUCUCGUUCUAGGAAGAUAUUACAGCUAACAAAACAAAACAAAAACAAAGUGUGGAGCAUGGUUUGAAUUCAUUGCAACAUUGUUUAUCAUAGCAAAACAGUGGAAACACUGAACAUGGCCCAAGUGAGUGAAUUCAGUCAACAACAGGACAGUGGCGCAGGGAGGGAUAUGAUGAGUCUGUUAAGGAUAAUAAUUAUGCAGAAUUGUUAGUGUUGUGCAAGAAUAUUUAUACUCUGUGAUGCAAAACGAACAAAGGAAGAUGCAAAGAUCUGUAUGUACGUGACCCUUGCCAUGUAAAAUGAAAUAUUCACAGAAUAAAAUCUGAAGUCAUGGGCCAAGUUGCA